AUGAUGAUGAUGCAAAACGAGGACAACUUUGAACGGAGAAAAAGCGCGACGGUUUCGAGUUUGGUGAUGACGAGCGGUGAUGAUGAUGACGAUAAAAGCCGAGCAGGGCGGGUGGACGAACGCGUGCGAGAUUUCGUCGAGCGCGUGAACGCGUGCGAGAACAUAUUCACGACGAGUUCGUGCUCCGGCCGAGUUUCAAUCUUCGCGGAGAGGACGGAGGAAGAUUGCAAAGAGAAGAGGAAAGGCGGCGAGUGGGUGUUCGUUUCGCACGAGUUAGUCGUCAAAGAAGAAGAAGAGGAGGAAAGAAGUUUGAUGGUGGAGAAGAUGAAAGAAAGUUUAAGAAAGUCAUCAUCAACGUUGACGCUGCGGUUUGAACCGUUCAUAUUAGCGGUGGAGACGAAAGACGAGCACACGGCGCGGAUGUUUGUGAAGUGCGCGAGAGACGCCGGGUAUCGCGAGAGCGGCGUCGUGUCGACGGUCGAUGAAAGUAAAAGAGCGAGUGGGAGUGGGAGGAUCACGGCGAGCGCGCGGUGCUCGAUUCGAAUGGAAGCGCUGGUGGCGAAAGAUGGGGAAAUGCUUUUGAGCGACGAGGGAUUGCGCAUUCUCGUUGAGGAAUGUAACAAGAAAAUGAAGGCGAAUUGGGAACGCGCGGAUCGGUUUUAUGCUCUGUUUACGGAGAGGUUUUGCGGUGAAAAGAAGACGGAUGAUGCUCUCAUCAUCAACAGCAAAAACAACAACAACAACAACAACGGUGGUGAUACUAGUAACAACAGUCAUAGCGGGAGAACAGAAAAAGCGAAACGGUGCUGGUUCCUGGUGGACUCGUUGUGCGCAAAGACGUGUAAAGACGCGUUGAAGCGAAACGGGUGGCUCGAUCAAAGUCGAAAAUCGGCAUCCGCAUCAAUUGAAGAGGCUCAGAGGAGACAUUUAGUCGUCGAUAAUCCAGUUGUACAUGAGGAGAUAGACGGCGAUGUUGAAGGUAAAGAAAAUACUGGUGAGGAUGGGAAAAAAGUCAAGAAACCUAAGGCGCUACCGCCGAAGAAGAGUUUCGUGAAACUACCGGUGAUUGAGACGAACGCGUUUGUUACGCUCAUGGAUAAGAACGCGACUGCGGUCGAACCGUCCUCGGCGCCAAUCCAUUUCGCCAUAUCGUUGAAUUUGGCCACAUUUAUCGUCGAGGACGUAGACGCGCCCGGGAAUGAGAAUGGUAGCAGGAGUAAUAGUGGUAGUGGUAGUAGUAGUAGUAGUAGUAGUAAAACUCUUCCUCCAGCCGCACUUCUCGCGUCGAGAAUUGCAACCACGUUGAGGAAUCAAAAGGAUAAAGGAAUCACGUGCACCGAAAAGUUCAUAGAGACUGUCGUAAGCGCGGACGUGCCGAAAAAAUGGGAGAAACUUGGCGACAAUCUCGUGCUUCUCCCGAAAUCUGCCUUCGCGAAGUACCGAGAAGUCUGGGAUUUUUUUCCACCGUGGGAACACGUCGCGGAGUGCUUGAAAGUUCAACGCAUUUUUAGGCAAGACACCGUGAGCAAAGGCCCCAAACGCGAAUCGCGCGCGGUUUCGGUUCACGGAAAUGACAGCGGAUGGGUCGAACACAAAGAACUCGGGGUGACGUACGGAUUUGAUUGUUCGAAAGUUAUGUUCUCUUCCGGUAACGGCACGGAAAAGAAACGCAUGGGUUUCGAUGUUCGCGCGCGAAACGAAGUUAUCGUAGAUUUAUACGCCGGUAUUGGAUAUUACUCCUUGCAACUGCUGAAAAACGGAAAUGCAAAGAAAGUAUACGCGUGCGAAUGGAACCCAAACUCGUGCGAGUAUUUGCGAUGGAAUAUAAAGAAGAACAACAUCGAGGCGAACAGAUGUGAUGUGUUAGAAGGUGAUAACAGAGAAGUAGCUCCGAAGAAUGUUGCCGAUCGAGUGUUGCUCGGAUUAUUACCCACAUCUCGCGAAGCGUGGUCCGUCGCCGUGGGCUGUUUGAAAGCGGAGAAAGGCGGCGUGUGCCACGUUCACGAGUGCGUCGACGAAGGCGACUUUGAGAAAAAAGGCGAUGAAAUUCUCGCCGCGUUGCGAGAGGUGAAACCAAAUUGGACCGCUCGAAUUGAAAAAGUUGAAAAAGUGAAGAAAUACGCGCCAAGAGUUUGGCACUUAGUCUACGAUAUCGUUUUACGACCACCGAUGAAAAGGAAUGUGGGGGAAACGUCCUCCUCGCGCAAAAAGUUGAUGGAGAGUGAAGGCACAGGCAAGACGAAAAAGUCACACUUCGCGAAAGUAUUGCGCAAGCACCGCCCAACAUUGGAGGAGGUUCGAGCGAUUAAACGGAGUCGCGAACCAGUCGUUUUUACGGGAAUCGACAUUGGAAGUUGCGCGCAAACGUGGACGCCGCAAUAUUUGCUCGAGAAAUCACCCACGCUUGCGAAUGCGAAAGUUUCCGCGCACGUCUCUUCGAGCGCAAACUUUGAUUUCGCGAGAAAGAAUUUCAAAUACGAAACGCUCGUCGGUAGAGAUUUCUUACAGAAAGUAGUAAGGUCCGCUUCGUCGUUGUCGUCGAAAGCAGAAUUUCUCUAUCUCCGAAGUUUAGGCGCCGAUCCAAGGAAGUUUGAACCGGCGAUGGCACUCCAGCAAUUUCCGGAAUUGGUAGGAGACGUUCGGCUACCGUCUGACUUAUGGGAUAAUAAAGAGAACGCAUUACAUUCGGUCGUUUUGAGAGUUUCCAGCCCAAGCGUGAAGAUUUGGUUGCAUUACGAUGCCAUGGAUAACGUUUUAAUCCAACUCAACGGAACGAAACGCGUUGUUUUGUUCCCACCGAAACAUUCCGGCGAUUUGUAUUUGAAGGACAGUUCGAGCAUGGUGAGCGAUAUCGACGAUUCUAAAACCAACGAUGCAGAGUACCCUCGAUUUCGACACGCGUUAGAAAACGCCCAAGAAAUUAUUCUUCAACCGGGUGAUUGUUUGUUCAUUCCAGCGCUGUGGGCACAUAGAUGUGAAUCGGGAUCAGCCGCUCCAUCGGUUGCGCUCAACGCGUUCUUUCGCGACUUGGAGAAAAAUGCAUACCCGGCGAAAGAUGCGUACGCAAACGCGGAUCCUAUCGUAGCGAAAGAGGUGCUCGCCAACAUCGAAGAAAGUAUUGAAAAACUGAAGGCGUUACCGAACCAACACGGUGAAUUUUACGCCAGCGUUGCGAGCGCCAAUUUGGCUCGCGCGUUCGGCGUGGAUCCCGUGCCAACUACACGUUUUGUGGCGCUGUCGUCGUAG
Molecule: messenger RNA, 3246 nt
Organism: Bathycoccus prasinos
Lineage: Eukaryota; Viridiplantae; Chlorophyta; Mamiellophyceae; Mamiellales; Bathycoccaceae
Exons: 2
Coding region: 1-3246 (1081 amino acids)
Biological process (GO): tRNA methylation
Cellular component (GO): cytoplasm
Molecular function (GO): tRNA methyltransferase activity
Source: RefSeq, a predicted model, not a curated record